Syngnathus typhle (broad-nosed pipefish) is the source of this 3544-nucleotide messenger RNA. Its product is annotated as myelin basic protein-like. The coding region runs from base 258 to 701 and encodes 147 amino acids. Gene Ontology annotation, molecular function: structural constituent of myelin sheath. Lineage: Eukaryota; Metazoa; Chordata; Actinopteri; Syngnathiformes; Syngnathidae. The transcript has 4 exons. The record is from RefSeq and is a predicted model, not a curated record.
CCGCAUUCCGCCCCACCCCUUGCAAACAUCAUCAUCAUACCUACCAGCGUAGCGAAAUCAGGAAGCGCCGACACGCGCCGUUGUUUUAUUUUUCUACUUGUGUGAAAACACGUUUUGAUGAGAGCAGCGUUUGGAAAAAGAAAUAAAGGGCUGACAUAUUCCAUGUUGACGACCUCUGACAGGACUGGUACUGACAGCGAGGCUCAGCUGUGGAUGCUGUUGACAGUGUAACCGGAGAGAAGGCCUCUGUCAGCAUCAUGGGGCAACGUCAUGGAAAGCAAGAGUCACCAACAGACACCAAGGCCUUAUCACCUGAGACCAACGAUGAGAGAAGACCACCAGCACCAACAGCAACCACAUUAGCAGAAGAGCCACAAGAAGAAACACGAGAUGAAGUUUUCGGAACGGGUGAGACAGAUACAAACAAGAACAAUGGCUGCAUCUCGGAGAAGCCGGCGGUGACUGACUCCACAGGCGCUGAGGGCCCCCGCUCAGCCUGGACCUCGGCCAGCACAGCUGACCCUGACGCUGCCACACCGCGCCCCCAUCUGGCCCGCCUUUUCUCCCGAGAUGCCCCGGGCCGAGAGGACAACACCUUCAAAGAGCGACCCUCUGAAUCGGACGAGCUGCAGACUAUCCAGGAGCACAGCGGAGCGGCUUCAGAGUGCGGGUCGGAGAGCCCCGAGCAGGACCUAGACUAAGCUAGCCUUUCCUCCUUCCCUCUUCCAUCUCACUUCCAUCUUCUUUGCGCUCUCAUUCCAAAGAGAGACGUAAACCCACACUUUUGACAACUUAACCACUAAUUACGACUCUCCCAAGUAUGGCAUCCGCAAGCAGCGCUGCACAGGCCACCUUUGGGUUAGGCCGCAGAAAGAAGAACACCACCGUUCUGGAUCAGCUUGGAAAAUUCUUUGGAGCGGACAAAAAGAAGAAGAGCAAGGUGAGAGGGGAUGGGAGUGUUUCAGUUUAUUCAAUCAAUUAUCUUCCAGAACUACAAUUUUUCUGGCGCUUUAACAAAUCGGUACAAAGAUAAUCCUCCGGACAGGCUUGAGUGUUUCCGUUCAAUUUCACAGUCAAUUGUUGUCUUUGGGUUGUCAAUUUUCAGAAAAAUAACUUUGGCUGGGGUUGUAAUGCUUUUGCUGUUAUCAUCACAAAGGUUGUGAUUUUGAAUCAUUUAAAGAUAUCUAUAUGUUCUAGUGCUUCUGUUUGGAUGGUACUAAAAUUUGUAGUAUUAUCAUUUGUAUUAGUUAAUAUUGUACAGGUGAUAUAAUUAAAAUACGUUUUUUUUGUUAAACUUUUUAUGAUUUAGAUUCAAGCGCAAACGUAUUAUUUAGGAUGCCCCAAAAUGGAUAUGAAAGAUUAAACUUUUUGCCAAUAUCAUUUGUAAUCUGCCAUAUUGUAUAUUUUAUCUUUGACCCUUAGUAACAUUUGCUGGUAAUAUAUUACAUAUAACUGAGCAGCAUAUUGUUACAGUCCAGUACAAGCAAAUCACCAAAUGUAUUCAUUCAUUCAUCCUCUAAACCGCUUAUCCUCACAAGGGCCGCGGGCGUGCUGGCGUGCUGCCUAUACUAGCAGCAUCACCAAAUUAAGUUGACGGAAAUGACUUUUCUUUGAGUUCAGGAUGUAAUUAAAAAAAAAAAAAAACACAAAAUAUGGUGAAACAUUGUUUUAUCAAACGGUAAUUGUGCUAUUCUAAAACGGUUAGAUUCAGAAGUAAAUGGAUAAUGGCAGCAUUGGGAUGAUUUGCGUUUGUGCACCAACACAAUGAAACUAAACCAGUCAAAACAUAAUUAAAUUAUACAUUUUCAUAUUUUUUUCUUUAUUCAAGAAGUUUGCUAUUUACUAUUUAUGAAUUAUAGUCAUUUUAUGCAGUUCACCUCCAAUUUGGGACUUCACAUCAGCUAAGGGUAUUCAGGUUAGUUUAUCAUUUAUUAUACUCAUUAACUUUUGCCCAACAGUUCUGAUGUUUGGGAUUUGAAUGUCAGUUAGAAGAUCGCCCUCCUCCCACGUAAAAAAAAACCCCCAAAGUUUGGUAAAUUGUCCUCAGGUGGUUGUUUGAUUUCGUAAAAUCCUAUCCUUUUCCUUUCGGGCUGUCCCAUUAGGCGUCUCUUUUUCCAUAAUUACAAACUAAUUGAAUGAAAAACAGCCACUAACUUAUUUUUCAUGUGUGGUUGAUUUGCCCUCUUACUUCUUUGCCUAUCAUAUCCAUGAAAUAUUGUACGUACUGAAAACUGUAAACAGAGAAUGGAAAGGCAAAAAUAGUCAAACAAAAAAAAACGUUAUCCACAUACGUCUGUAUCUAACUGUAUUGUUGGACAAAAUUUCAAUCUUGUGUUGUCAGAAUCCCAUUAACUAAGCUCAGUUUUAUUGUUUUGGGGCAUAUCAUUGGGCAAAAAGCAAAAGUAUGUUUGGCUUAGUGGUUAUGAAACCACAGCUGUGAUACACUGCAGCUGAAUCCAAAGCAAGCCUCUUGUAGUUUUGCCAGAAAGAGGACGCAGGUUGGCUCUAUGUAAUUUGACAUUGUUCGUUAACACUUUUUGAUUAAACACUUUAUCAGGAAUAAAUUGUGCCACAAACUGUUUUGCAUUUCUGUUGAUCACACUUUUUUUUUUCCUCUAUUGAUAAAAUCAUAAGCUUGCCAAGGAAUAUGUUAACGAACCAAAUUGUGGACUUUUAUAUUAGGUGAUAUUAUUUCUUCUGCAAUAUUUGAUCAUUUUUUCUGUGUAAGUUGCUUGUAAUAAUUUAAAGAGUUUACGUUAAAAUAUAUAUGUAUAUAGAAAUAUAAAACAGUACUAUGUUUAUGUACACGCCAAGGGUUUGCCUUCAUAUAUUUAAUGUUCAUGUCUGAAGUAUCUAAGAUGCAAUUGGCCCACCACCUUUGUUGCCUCAAGCCAAAAGGAACCAGCACUUUCUGCUGUAGACGCUUUUCAUUCACAACAAUUCAGCAUAAAGAUAUUUUUAUACAGGUAUUACUACUGCACAAAUACAUUAAAUCAGACUUAGCACCUGUAUACAUAAUAUAUGACUGUCUAGGUGUUUGCUUGAGUUUUAAAUAUCCGUGUAUUUAAUGACAAAUUUUCAGGUAUGAAAAUACGUCCAAAUUAUCUUUUAUUUCAACGGGUUUGCAACUUCCGCCUGCUCUGUAUGGCCACGUUCCGUGCAUCCUAAGCUAAGAAAAUAUGGCCUCUUGUCAGCUGCAGGAAAAUGUUUCAUUUUAAUUCCAAAAUGUGUCCAGUGGAAGAGCCAUUUUCCACAUGAAUAUUAGUGGUUUGAGCAAAAGAGCUGACAUUCACAUAAAAACGAGAAAAUGUAUUAUAACCCAUGUGUCUUGGAUGGAGGAGGGAGCAGGAACACACUCUCCCUUCAACAUCAGUCGCUAGCCUCAGGUUCAUGUCUUUGACCUCCAAGUGUCAACUUUACAGUGGAUACUUGUACUGUAUUUGUUUGCUGUGAACUCUUUGCUGUGACCAGUGAACUGUUCCUAGCCUGAUCCCUGUUCUCAGCUUUUUGUAUUAUUGCUUAAUUAAAAAUCUUUAACACCUUU